GGCAAUACGAGAGUACCUCAUCCAUUACGCUUGGGGGGGCUUCCGCUUCACCCAACUCAAAAUAGGCGGAGAAGAAUACGUGCAUCAUCCCAACUCCAAAUUCUCGUGAGAGAUGGAGGCUGGAAGGAGGCUCCUCGCUUCACCCCCACCCAAUCCCACAAGAACCCAUGUUAGAAAUCGCUUCCCCACUUCGGUUCCAAUGCUACAUGAUCAAGCAAGUUGGACAAAUAUCUCUGUGCCAACUACAUCUAUAGUUUGUCAUUUUCCUAUGUCAGUUCUUUCACAGGAACAACGUGAUGAUUAUAAAACCAACUAUAUCAGCAAGGAAGAACAAAAUGUCCAGGAUGACCGGCAAGUUGAGAGUGGAAGAUCAUGUUUUGAAGAGAAGGCAAAGUGUGAAGUUGCCCAAUGUCUGAGAUACUUCGAACACCAAUUGCUUUAUCAUCAGGUUUUCUGGUAUCCAUUUCUGUCUCUGUACACCGAGGAGAAGACUCCAUUAGCAAUGUCCACAGAACCCAUAAAAAGUGAUCACAAAUUAGUACAGUUGGAGAAUUGUGCAGAUUUUGUGAGGCCAGCAGAUGUUCUUGCCCUUGCAAAAAGAGCCAUGAGAGCCUCAAGAAAAGCAGCAUCAUUAAUGGAAGAGUCCAACAUCUUAGCAGCUGAAUUUGAUGAAUCACAUUUUCUUGGUUUGAACCACAGAGGAUCCACAAUGGAUAUUUCCAUCAAAGAGGAAGUGGUUGUUAGAUCAAAACGAUUAUUGGAGAGGCGGUCUAAGAAACGCAAGGUUGGGAAGAACUCAAAAAAUGUUGCCUGUGAGGUUUCUAAGUCGAUGACCACAGGCAUGAACAAAAAGAUAGAUAAGGGUCUUGAUCCAAAUGACCCCCUCAGAUUGUUCUUGUGGGGUCCUGAGACAAAGCAACUAUUAACAGUCAAAGAAGAAAAGGAUCUAUUUGUUCAGAUACAGGAUCUUAUGAGAUUGGAAGAAGUUCAACAGAGACUUCGGUUGCAAUUUGAUCGUGAACCAACACUAUCUGAGUGGGCUCAAGCUGUUGGAAUGAGUUGCCAAGCUUUGCAAUGUUGCCUUUCGUCCGGAAAACGUAGUCGAGAGAAGAUGAUUAAUGCUAAUUUACGUCUUGUGGUACAUGUGGCUAAACAGUAUGAAGGGAAGGGCCUAAAUAUUCUGGAUCUACUGCAGGAGGGAAGCAGGGGCCUUAUGAAGAGCUUGGAGAAGUUCAAGCCAAAAGUUGGAUGCAGAUUUUCAACCUAUGCAUAUUGGUGGAUACGGCAAUCAAUUAGGAAGGCCAUAUUUUUGAACUCACGGGUCAUUCGUUUGCCGGAGAAUGUGUUUGGACUUUUGAAUAGUAUAAAGAAAGCAAGGAGAUUAUUCAUUCAAGAAGGCCAUGCCCCAACAAAUGAAGAGAUAGCAAAACAGGUUGGCAUCAGUGUUGAGAGGUUGAAAGUUCUGUUGCUAACCACUAGAAACCCAAUCUCAAUUCAGGAAUGUGCUUGGACAGAUCAAGAUGUCACUUUUCAGGAGAUCACAGGAGAUCCUGAGGUAGAAACUCCAGACCUCAGCAUGGCUAAACAGAUGAUGAGGCAGCAUGUACGUGGUCUUCUUAGGAUUCUCAAACCUAGGGAAAGGCAAAUAAUUCAAUACCGUUUUGGAAUCCCUAACAACGAGCCGAAAUCACUUACAGAGAUUGGUGUAAUGUUCGGCCUGUCAAAGGAAAGGGUAAGACAGCUAGAAAGCCGGGCAUUGGACAAGUUGAAGGACUGCCGUCCGAGCCAUGGGCUGGGGGCAUAUCUAGAAUUGCUACUCUAGGUUCUCAUUACCGCACAUAUCUGGAAAUUGUUUUAUCUGCACCAAUUAGCUUCAUAGAUAUCUGUAACUGACUGUACAUACAUACUAAUUCCUUCGUAAGUCUCACAAGCUCAAUAAUGAAAGGAAUUCUUAUUAUUGGAGUCAAGGAAAGUUGCAUAAAAUAGCUUGAUAUUAUUUCUUGUCUUGUUA
This is a messenger RNA of Phoenix dactylifera (date palm), 2011 nucleotides long. It is a transcript of the gene SIGF, whose product is annotated as RNApolymerase sigma-subunit F. Gene Ontology annotation, biological process: regulation of DNA-templated transcription; DNA-templated transcription initiation. NCBI's taxonomy places the organism in Eukaryota, Viridiplantae, Streptophyta, Magnoliopsida, Arecales, Arecaceae. Gene Ontology annotation, molecular function: DNA-binding transcription factor activity. The record is from RefSeq and is a predicted model, not a curated record.